Vespula pensylvanica (western yellowjacket) is the source of this 2705-nucleotide messenger RNA. It is a transcript of the gene dos, whose product is annotated as GRB2-associated-binding protein 2. The transcript is spliced from 8 exons. NCBI's taxonomy places the organism in Eukaryota, Metazoa, Arthropoda, Insecta, Hymenoptera, Vespidae. The record is from RefSeq and is a predicted model, not a curated record. The coding region runs from base 632 to 2425 and encodes 597 amino acids.
AAUAAUAUAAAAAAAAAAAAGAAAAAGGAACAAAAAAUCAUGUACGUGUAAUCAUGGUCGAUGGCACAUUUGUAAGUCGUGUACGUCAGUGCGUUGUCAUCGAAGAGAGACUUAACACAUGAAGAAACGUACACAUACACAUAAACCUUGGCACGCGUGUUUAUGUCGGUUUAGUAAUGGCGACGAUAUAUAUGUAUACAUAUAUAUAUCUCUCUCUCUCUCUUUCUUUCAAUGUGCUCCGAUUUUCAUUAUUCACUCUCUCUCUCUCUCUCUCUCUCUCUCUCUCUUUCUCUCUCUCUUUCUUCCUAACCUAUACGAUUUUCACACAAGUCCUCGCUUAACGUACAUAUAUGAGUGUUUCGUUACGAUAGUAAUGUAAUUGUGUUAGUAAUGGCGAUUGCAAUAGUGGUAGUGAUAGUGGUGGUGGUGGUUGCCGUCGUGGAAGAGAUCAGCAGGCGAUUCAUGUAUCGGUGUGAUCGUCAGUGUGUCGUCCAAAAAUAGAUAAAUGGACGACGAGCGUGCCGUUGUCCUGUGUGUUCGGUGGUUUUAUUAUCCCUAUGUGACAAUGUUAUACCGUAUAUUGAAAUUAUUUAUAAUCAAACAGAUUUGAGAUGUGGAUGGUAUAGUUAGUAUGGAGGUUCUUAAAACUACUCAAGAAAUCGUUCAUGAAGGAUGGCUCAUCAAAUCGCCACCUACUAAACUAUGGAGAGCUCGGUGGAGGAAACGUUGGUUUGCUUUAAGACAUAGCGGCGAAUUACCUGGACAAUACUUUUUAGAAUAUUAUACGGAUAGACGAUGUAGAAAGUUGAAAGGUCGUAUUGAUCUCGAUCAAUGCGAACAGGUCGAUGCUGGUCUUAGGUUUGAAAAUUGUAAGCAAAAGUAUCAAUUUACGUUCAAUGUUAAGACACCAAAGAGAACUUAUUAUUUGGUUGCUGAAAGCGAAGCCGAUAUGAACAAAUGGGUUGCUGCGGUUUGUCAAGUUUGUGGUUUGAAGGCUUAUACUCAAGACGAGGAACAACAAUGUCAAAUGUUUCAGUACGAAUCGCAAGAAUCACCUCCGAUCUCACCAACAAGUACAAUCUCUGGACCUUAUAUUCCUAUCAGCGAAUGUAUAUCCGGUCGUCGUCUUAAUGAUACCAGUUCUCUUAGUUCAGGAAUGGGACAAGGACCUGAACAUUACGACGCACCAAGAAGAUUAGCACCUUCGCCACCAAGAUCACCUACAACUACUGACGCAGAGAGUGUGUUUACGGAUGACGAGUGGACUGCUCCGGUACCAAGCGUCAAUUGGGAUACAUUUCCAUGUUCAGCCGAAUCAAGAGGUCAGAAUUCUGGUGACGCCGAAAUAGGUUCGUGGAGUGUAAGGAAGAGGUUUGGAAAGUUAAGAAUCGUGGACUCGAGUGUUCCACCGGCUGUAGAAAAAUUACCAGCACCUCCAAGACCACCUAAACCGCCUCACAUGUUACCUGAAAAUCCAGGACACAAUUAUUUAAAUUUGGACGGUGCAACGGAGAGUUCGAAACCUACAACACCUGCGACACCUGCUGCUAAUACUAAUGCAGUUGGAUCAGUGACAGAUGAAUCCUAUGAUUUCCCUAGAUCCCAUCAACCUGGACAAGCAUCGGAGAAACAUGUUUAUUCUAACGCUGCACCAAGUACUAUGGAAGACACGCGUGUUUUUCGAUAUGAUUUUCACGAGGAUGAACCACCAAGUCCAAGAUCAGAAAGUUCAGUGACCGCUACUUAUUCCAAUCUACCAAGUCCUUUGAUACGAGAUAGUAGCACUGCUCCAAUACCACCAUCUACGGUAGCUCCACCUCCUCCUGUAGUUUACAGGGAAUUAAAACCAGGUAGAAAAACCAGCGACUCUACUUCAAUUAUCAGUAACGAAGCAUCUCCUGGUACAACUUUGCCAACAUUAGAAAUGAGCUCUUCGGAACAUUCACCUGCUGAACCGCCUAGUAUUAAUAGGAAACUUAAACCACCGUUAAACAAGUCACCUAUAGAAGGACCUUUACAACUUGCUUCUCCUCCUGGGAGAGGUAGAAUGCGAGCAGCACCUAGUCCGACUCCUCCAAUGCAUACACAUUCUGUUCGACAUCAAUCCACAUCGGAUGAAGAUAAUAAUGCUUUCGAUGAUAAAGAGGAGAUAUAUUAUUAUCAAGAUCACAAUAACACAUUUAUUCCUGCGUCAAAUCGACGAUUAGUCGUUUUGCAAUAUCUUGAUCUUGAUUUAGAGGCAACAGAAAGUUUUGCCUCAUCGACGUUACCACCUGCCCAAUCACCACCAAAUACUACGGUCUACAAAACUGUUGAUUUUUUAAAAACUGAGGCUUUCAAUCGUACACGACAACGCGUAGAAGAAGAAAGGAAACAAUACUGCGAAACAAACAGCGCAGUACUUAUUGCGAAAGAGAAAAACUAAGCUUACUUUUUAUUCCGUACCAAAACUAAUUAAUUUUGGAUCGAGUAGAUAACUCUUAUAAAGAGAAAAGCUGCCUGACGAAAGAAGUAUAGCAAUAUUCAAUGGACCAAAAAAUAUAAUAUUAAAAGGAAGGAAAAGAAAAAGAAAAAGAAAAAAAACCAAAAAAAAAAAAAAGGAAGAAGUAGAGACAAAAUCAAUGGUAUCAUUAAUUUGAUCGGUACCAUCGCUUGCAUAAGAAUUUGUAAACGGGGAAAGAGAAAGGAAGGAAGGAAGAAAGAAA